AGUAUUAAAGAAUUUGUGAGCUGAAAAUAGAUUCAUUUCAAACUAAGAGCACGAUGCUCAUAGACUCAUAGUAUACAUGUCUAAACCGUGUUCCAAUUUGUUUGUAAGAAUUGUAGCCGUUACUUUAGAAUUCAAUCUCUUUGUAAUUCAAUCUCAAGAAAUUUCAAACUAUAAUUACAAUUUUCAAAUUUUCCCUCCUAGAACCUCUCUAUCUUCCUUUGUAUUUUUUAAACAACCGCCUCUUUCUCUUCUUCAUCAUUCAAAUAAACGCCCAAUUUUCCCGGCAAAAAUGAGAAUAGCAGAGAUAAACUCGCCGGACCUCCGGCAACACGAUGCCGUUUCACUCAUCCUCCAACAAAUCGAAUCACUCGUCAAACAAAUCGAGCUUCUCUCUCCUAAAACUUCUCCCUUACCUUCCUCUCUCUCCCCUCAGCUUCGACAAUGUCUGACUCAACUGAGUCAACUCGGUCCUUCCUUCUCCAAAUCGGUCAAGCUUCAGCUAUGGAAGCUCAGCUACCGUCUCUGGAACUCCUGCGUCGAUCUCACAAACGCCGGCGUAAUAGGACACGUAGAGCUCCGGCAAUCCGCCGCCGACAUUCUCGCAAUCGCCGGUGAUGUUGCUGGAGUUCCGUCACCGGCGAUGAAGGCGGCUUCGUUCUACUACAAGACUGGUUUGAUUUGGCAUGAGAUGAGGAAGUUUGAUUUGGCGAAUGAUUGUUAUGAGAAAGCAACGGAUCUUGUUGCGAAGGUUGAAAUUGAUUCGAUUUCUGACCUAGGAGAGAGAAAACUGUUGCUCGAUCUUAAUAUUGCGAGGUCGAGAACUGCGUGGGAGGUUUCGGAUCGAAACGUUUCGAUUGCGUUGUUGAAUCGGUCGAAGAAGUUUCUGUUUGAAACGGCGGAGAAUUACAGGAUUCUUGCAGAGCAAUACUUGGCGUUUGGGAAGGCGCUGUUGAUGAAGAGCGGAGUUUCGGAGGGUAAUGAAGUGUUGAAGUUGAUGAAUGAGGGUUUGGAGUUGUGUGAGAAAGGGCUUAGAGUUGUGAAGAAGACGGAUGAAACGCUGAGUUUGAAGGCUUUGAGGGAUACGACUCUGCGUUUUAUUGCUGCUUCGCAUUUGCAGAGGGAAGAGUUUGAGAGUGUGGUUAAAUGUGUGAGGGUUUUGAGGGAUUAUAGUGGUGUUAAAAGCGGCGAUCAGCACCCGAGUUUGAGUGUUUUAGCAUUGAAGGCGUGGCUGGGAUUAAGGAGGUUUAGUGAGGCAGAGAAAGAGCUGAGGGAUAUGGUUGUAAAUAAGGGGGUUCCGGAGGCUGUUUGGGUUUCAGCUGUGGAGGCGUAUUUUAAGGCAGUUGGUAUGGCUGGAGUUGAGACAGUGAAGAGUAUUUUUCUAGGGCUGUUAGGGCGGUGCCAAGUUAGUGCUGGUGCAGCGGUUCGUGUGAUUUAUAAGGUGAUAGGGGAAGGCGGUGGUGGUGGGGAAGGGUUACGGAUUAGAAAGAUAAUGGCGGAGGAGUUGGUGAGUGAUGAAAGGGUGGUGACACUUUUUGCUGGGGAGACAGCUGCAAAGGAAAGAGCAGCCUUACAUGCUGUCUUGUGGAAUUGUGCUGCAGCUCAUUUUCGGUCAAAGGACUAUGAGAUUAGUGCGGGAUUAUUUGAAAAGGCUAUGCUUUAUGUGCCCAGUGGCACCGAGAGCAGAAUUCUACGAGCAAAGGGAUACAGAGUUUUGUGUCUAUGCCACUUGGGCCUCUCCCAGCUUGAUCAAGCUAAGGAAUACAUUGAUGAGACAGAGAAGCUUGAGCCAACCAUAGCCUGUGCAUUUCUGAAGUUCAAGAUAUACUUGCAAAAGAAUGAUCAUGCUGCUGCCAUAACUCAGAUAAAAGCUAUGAUGGGCUGCACUGACUUCACUACAGAAUUUCUUUCACUUGCAGCGCAUGAAGCUGUUGCAUGUCGUGCACUUGGAGUUGCUGUUUCCUCUUUGUCUGAUCUCCUCAACUUCUACACAUCAGGAAAACCAAUGCCAGUAGCUGAGAUAGUUGUGGUUCGCACCACUCUAGCAAUCCUUGUUCAAGAAUCUGGUCAUGAGUAUGAUCUCCUGAAGCACAUGAAGAGAGCCCAAACUAGGAUGACUGAGCUAGGGCCUGAUAAUUUCUUUGGGAAAGGUGAGGUUGGAAGGCGAGAGCAAAACUGGAUCGCAGCAAAUGCAUGGAAUGCAGGGACACGAGCAGGGGUGGAAGAAAGCUAUGAAUUAUGUGCUGAAUUUUUGAGUUUGGCAGCUGAAUUCUAUGAUGUUAAGAUUGACAGGGAAGCAGAAGGAAACAACAUAAUGGUUUGCAAAUCAAUUGUCCUGGCUGUUUCUGCAAUGUUAGCCACUGAGAAGCAAAAGAAGGUUGCGAUGUUGGAUGCACAAGUGAGGAAAGCCAUAGAACUGCUAGAUAGAGUUGGAAAGUUGGUGGAAUCAUUAUCAGCUGCAGAAAAUCCAUCAGACUGUCAAGACAGCAGCCUCGACCCAAAAUUCCAACUUGUAUACAUGAUGAAUGCAUAUGAACUAUAUGGAAGGAUGAAAGACUCAAGAUCCCAGCACCUCCUUGUGAAAAGUUAUUUGAAUUCAAAGGUCUCUAACCCGAAGGAUCUUCUUCAGAUAGGCCUUGCUUUCUCACAAGGUUCUCAAUUUAAUGCUGAAGUAGCAACCACCACUUUAAAUGCUUGCCUCUCUGGUUUACUUGCUUCACCUUUACCAGACUAUAAUGAGGUGGCUAUAGUUAUAAGACGGCUAAUUACUAUAGCUGUGGUUUACAAGGGAGAUGCUGAUGAUGAGGCGGUGUACAAUCUAUAUAAACAGGCACAACGAAUUAUGGUGGGGCUCAGAGAAGGUGAGUACCCUGUUGCCGAAGGGAAAUGGCUUGCCACCACAUCUUGGAACAGGGCAGCAGUCCCUGUGAGACUCAGGCAGGUUGAUGGGGCAAAAAAAUGGAUGAGUUUGGCGUUGGAGCUUGCAAAGAAGGUACCAGGAAUGGAAACUUAUAAGGCAUGUAUGGAAGACUUUAUCGCCAGCUUUGAGAAGAAACUACAAGAGGAUGAUGAAAAGAGGAGCAAGCUAACUAGAUGAAUGACAAAUAGCAUGAAUAUGUGCUGAAGUAGAUAUUUUGUACAGAUUAUAGAAGGCGAAAACUACAGGACACAGAAGAAACGUUUGAGAACUACAUAACCUGAAUCAGAGUACUAUCCCUGUCUGCUUGCCAUUUACAGAGAAAACAAACUUCUUGAUUUGAAAUUUUUUCAUUGUAGAAAAUUCAUGAUCUGUAUACGCGGCUGUAUGUUAAGACUACAGAACUAUUGCAAAAUUGGACACCAAAGAUAUAUGUGAUAUGUUAACCUUUAUAUAUAUUGGCCAGAUUGUCAAAAACAAUCGAAUUUGAUUUGAAGAGUAUUGUACAAAAAGUAAUCAAUAUGGUUUACAGAAUAAUAU
Chenopodium quinoa (quinoa) is the source of this 3454-nucleotide messenger RNA. RefSeq names its product TPR repeat-containing protein ZIP4-like. Gene Ontology annotation, molecular function: protein binding. Bases 77 to 3094 code for a protein of 1005 amino acids. Lineage: Eukaryota; Viridiplantae; Streptophyta; Magnoliopsida; Caryophyllales; Amaranthaceae. Gene Ontology annotation, biological process: meiotic cell cycle; regulation of synaptonemal complex assembly. The transcript has 5 exons. The record is from RefSeq and is a predicted model, not a curated record.